AUGGAAGUCAUAUCAAUUUUCGGGCCAAAACAUGGAUCUCUAAUCUCUCUUCAUUCUUCUUACAACCUAUUUAAAGUAAGUAAAGUCACUCGCUUUCGCCGGACAUUAUUUCCCAGUAACCAUGCAAAGGUUUUUCGUUUCAAGGCUCUGACUUGUGAUAAUCAAGAAAGCAAUAAUAUGUUCAAGGAACUGCCAACUUCUGAAUGGACUCAUCACUUCCACUCUAUUCAAGUCGAUGUCUCGGAAAUGGAUGCCAUCAGGAUAGAGAUUGAUGCACUAAAGCCGAAAGUGAAGAACAUACUUAUGUCUUUCCAAGGCAUUGACUCGACAAAGAAGAGAAUCCUUAUGAUAUAUAUGCUGAUAAGCCUUGGCCUUGCAUGUCAAUUUGAGGAAGAGAUCUAUGAGACUUUAAAAGAGGGUUUCGGAAAAAUAGAGGAGAUGAUGGCCAAUGAAGAAGAUUUGUACACAGUUUCUAUCAUCUUUUGGGUUUUCAGGAGAUAUGGUCACUACAUAUCUUCAGAUUUCUUUAGGAGAUUCAAAGGGAACGACGGAAACUUCAAAAAAUCUCUUAUUGGAGAUGCCAAGGGUAUGUUGAGCUUUUAUGAAGCUGCCAAUAUGGCGACGACGAAAGAUUAUAUACUGGACGAAGCAUUGAGCUUCACAUCGAGCCACUUGGAGUCACUAGCUGCAAAUGGGGCGUGCCCGCCUCAUAUGUCAAGGCGUAUACGAAAUGCUCUCAAUGCAUCUCAGCAUUGGAACAUGGAGAUGCUAGUCGCUGUGGAAUAUAUAUCAUUCUACGAAAAAGAAAAAGACCACAACGAGAUGCUACUCAAGUUUUCUAAGCUCAAUUUCAAGUUUCUACAACUCCAAUACCUUCAAGAACUCAAAGUUCUUACAAAGUGGUACAAGGAGGUAGAUUUUGUAUCUAAGUUGCCACCUUACUUCAGAGACAGAAUCGUCGAAAACCAUUUCUUUAUACAAACGUUGUUUGUGGAGUCACAACACUCACGUGCAAGGAUUAUGAUGGCUAAGUACUUCAUUCUUUUAGUAAUUCAAGAUGACACCUUGGACAGAUAUGCGUCCCUUCCUGAGGCUGAAAGCCUCGUAAACAGCUUGAAUAGGUGGGCUCCUGAUCAUGCCAUGGAUAAACAACCUGAUUAUUUGAAAUUCGUGUUUAAAUUUAUAUUGGAUACAUUUGAAGAGUUCGAAAAAGAACUUAGGCCAGAAGGAGGAUCUUUCGGUGUGUGUGCCACAAUAGAAGAGUUCAAGUCACUUGUGAAAGCCAACUUAGAGGCUGAAAAAUGGGCACUAGCGGAUAACAUGCCUAGCUUUGAGGAGUAUAUAGAGGUUACUGGGGUGGGGAUCACAGCAAUGACGACUUUAAUGGGUGCUAUGAUGUGUAUGGGAAAGAUAGUUCCGAAGGAAGAUUAUAAGUGGCUCAAAUCCAGACCAAAAAUUAUCCAAGCUUUAGCUAUCAAAGGUCGUCUAAUGAAUGAUAUGAAAGGUUACAAGGAAGAUAUGAGUAGAGGAUAUGCGGCGAAUGCGGUCACCUGUUAUAUGAAACAAUAUAGAGUUACGGAACAAGAAGCUUUAAAGGAGUUUGAAAAAAUGGUUGCGGUUGCAAAUAAGACAGUAAAUGAAGAGUUUUUGACGACAAUGGGAGUGUCACGCUUGGUUCUUAAGCUAGCAAUGGGCGUUGGACUCAUGAUCUCUAUCACGUACAGUGAAGACGAAGGAUACACCCAUCCCGAAGGAAAAAUCAAGGAGAAGAUGACUACACUGUUCGUUGAUCAGAUCCCUCUUUGAAGUCUUGAAAAAAUGUUUUGGCAACCCCAUAUAUGUUCAAGCCUUUGUUCUUGGUUUCUUUUACAACACCAUGUUUUUGCUUUCUACGGUCUAAUUAAUUAGAUCAGACCACCUUAAAUUCACAAGAAGCUGUGUAUGUUUUCUAAUUAAUGUGGGUUAGAUCAGACCACCUUAAAUUAAG
Molecule: messenger RNA, 1987 nt
Organism: Arabidopsis thaliana (thale cress)
Lineage: Eukaryota; Viridiplantae; Streptophyta; Magnoliopsida; Brassicales; Brassicaceae
Product: Terpenoid cyclases/Protein prenyltransferases superfamily protein
Exons: 7
Coding region: 1-1806 (601 amino acids)
Biological process (GO): terpenoid biosynthetic process; diterpenoid biosynthetic process
Cellular component (GO): cytoplasm
Molecular function (GO): terpene synthase activity; magnesium ion binding; catalytic activity
Source: RefSeq, marked reviewed